AUGAGUGAGGAGCCCCGAAAGGGUUUUGACAGAGCGCGGUUUUUCUACUUCGAACGGCCUGAUGAGCCACCGUUUUCCAGCUAUUCCAGCCCACGUAGAGUUGCUUCGAGCACCAGGAUCCCGAUCAGCAGAGAGCAUGUCGAUACCCACUCCCCUCCCGCUGUGAAUCGUUCUCCCAGCAAUGCGUCAACAACAUCUAGUACAACUAGAAGUACCAAUAGUGAUGUUUCUAAUCGAGAAUCGCCGACAUCGACUGUUGCAUCGAAGGCCAGCCAACCCCCAGCCGGGUACAUACAACCACCCUCACUGAAUCAGCAGUUGGCUUCGGCUGCCUACGACUAUGCCAACGACGAGCCAUGCGACUUUGGCUUUCCCGAUUGCGAUCUGCGUGACUGUGCCGAUGAGUUCGAGGGCUGGAUAGCUCAUGCAGCCUCUCACUUUCCGCAUAGCACUUCUCCGCCGUCGAAAGCCGUCUGUAUGUUCUGCGAUGUCGAAUUCGAUGGUGCCGAGAGCGAAAACAGUGCACACCCGACUUUGUGGGAGCGUAUGCUACAUAUCCGCAAGCACCUUCAAGAUUUGACUUCCCCCGCCAUCGCACAGCCCGUCCUAUCUCUGAUAGAAGGCAUGUACGCGAACGACUUCAUCAGCCAUGACCAGUACGCGUGUGCUAUCCAGUACACUGAGAAGGAUUGGCUCUUCCCAUUAGAUUAUGAGACACAAGAGAUGAAGAUAAAAAGGGAGAGAAACUCGCAAGAGUAUCACAAUCUUGACAAGGAGAGACGAGCGCAGAAGAAGGAAGCCCAGAAGGACAAAGACAAGGGCAAGGGCAAGGAAGUCCACGAGCAAUCUCAAGUUUCCCGCAGGUCCCGCCGUCCGCCAACGGUCCGCCAAGCGGAUCUUCGCCUCGUCCCGAAUACGCGGCGUCGCGGUCCCACGAUACCCUAG
Molecule: messenger RNA, 945 nt
Organism: Amorphotheca resinae ATCC 22711
Lineage: Eukaryota; Fungi; Ascomycota; Leotiomycetes; Helotiales; Amorphothecaceae
Exons: 1
Coding region: 1-945 (314 amino acids)
Source: RefSeq, a predicted model, not a curated record